Messenger RNA from Archocentrus centrarchus (flier cichlid), 2719 nucleotides. RefSeq names its product zinc finger and SCAN domain-containing protein 23-like. Gene Ontology annotation, cellular component: nucleus. The record is from RefSeq and is a predicted model, not a curated record. The transcript has 3 exons. The coding region runs from base 84 to 1586 and encodes 500 amino acids. Gene Ontology annotation, biological process: regulation of gene expression. NCBI's taxonomy places the organism in Eukaryota, Metazoa, Chordata, Actinopteri, Cichliformes, Cichlidae.
GCAUUGGUGAUACUCAGUGUGAGUGAGCAGGAAGUGGUUGUGUUGUGGUGUCUCCGCUGAGUCUCUGAGCUGUUGGAGUAACAAUGCCUUCAGUUCAGUAUCUGAGAGAGUUUAUCAACGAGCGGCUAACUGCUGCUGCUCAAGAAAUAUUCACAGAGUUUGAAAAAACGAUCGUCCAGUACGAAGAAGUCAUCGACCGUCAGCGCAGACUGCUGGAUAUCACCUGGAAACCCGAAAUAAAGCUGCACAGGACAGACCUCCCACAACAGCAGGACUGUAAGGAGGAGGAGGAGGUUUUCCCUGUGCAGCAGCUCUGGAACCAAGAGAGGAGGUCCAGUCUGGACCAGGAGGAACCAGAACCACCACAGAUUAAAGAAGAAGUGGAGGAACUCUGCAGCAGUCAGGAGGGAGAGCAGCUGGUACUGAAGGAAAAGACUGAUGCCUUUGUGGUGACACCAGCUUAUGACGAGAGAGAACCAGAAUCAGACCACGACCAGCUCCACUCUCAUGGUUCUGACACCUUUAUGUUUCUUCAGUCUAAAUACAAGGAAGCUGGUAAUAAUCCUAUCCAGUAUGAGGAAAAGAUUGACUGUCAGCACAGACUCCUGGAUAUCACCUGGAAGCCUGAAAUAAACUUCCACAGAACAGACCUCCCACAACAGCAUCUCUGUAAGGAGGAGGUUGUCCCUGAGCAGCAGCUCUGGAACCAGGAGAAGAUCUUCAGUCUGGACCAGGAGGAACCAGAACCUCCACAGAUUAAAGAGGAGCACGAGGAACCCUGCAACAGUCAGGAGGGAGAGCAGCUGUUACUGAAGGAGGAGAUUUAUACCUUUACUGUUCCUCCUAUGUAUGAGGAAAGUGACUACAGUGACUCAGAACCAAACAGGGAGCAGCUCCUCUCUGACAGCGUUCUUGUAGCUGAGAGUCAGGAAGGAAACAAGAAUGCAGAUUUAGGAUCAACCAGGAAUGCAGAGUCAGCGCCAAAGAAGAGAAAUCACUGCGGAAAUGCAGACGGCUUUCCCAUGUCAGCCAUUCAGUGUAACAGUGACACAGGUAACAAGUGUGUACCAUGUGAUGUUUGUGGAAAAGUGUUUAAGAAACGGUACCAAAUGAGGAUACAUCACAGAAUCCACACAGGUGAGAAACCGUACCUUUGUAAAGCCUGUGGGAAGGGGUUUAGUGACCCAUCAUCACUUCAAAAGCAUAAGGCAGUCCACACGGGGGAGAAGCGGUAUUCCUGCACCACAUGUGGGAAGGGUUUUACUCAAAGUGGUAGUUUGUUGAUCCACAUGAGAAUCCACACAGGUGAGAAACCGUAUCUUUGUAACACCUGCGGGAAACGCUUCAGUCAGAAUAGCGGUUUGUGGGUGCACAUGAAAAGUCACACGGGUGAAAAGCCGUAUUCUUGCAAAACAUGUGGCAAAAGUUUUAGUCAAAGCAGCAGGCUGUCGAUCCACGCGAGGAUUCACACGGGUGAGAAGCCGUAUUCUUGCAAAAUGUGCGAAAAAAAUUUUCGCUCUCAAUAUCAUUUGACUGUACACAUGAGAAACCACUCAGAUAAGAAGCCGUAUCUUUGUAACACGUGAUUGUCAUCAUCAUGUGCUACAUCCCAUCAUUUUUUUAUUUUUUUUUUGGACCACAUGAAAACUCACAGGUCAGGGGUCAUAUUUCUGAAACUUCUGUAGAAAGCAAUGUGAAGCAGCAAACCUUAAUAUGAGUGCUAAGUAGCAAAGGUCAUCAGUUCUGUCUGUCAGUAAUGUUAAUUUUGCAGGAUACCAGAGAUACUUCCUGCUGCUUCCUUACUACACGGGGUCACAACAGGUAGUUCGUCAUGUUUGAUGUGACAGAGUUUGAUGCCAAAUGCCCUUCCCCACCCCCAAAUGUCUCAGACUGAAGCAGAGAGAAGUGUACCAGCAACUAGACAGAUGAAAUUGGAGCCUACCAACUGUUAGAUCAGCCCUGGAAAUAUGGUGCCAGGUCAGUAGAAGCACAGGGACUAAAGAGGGCUGCAGCCAGACACAGUUUCACAAAUCAGUAUUUCUAAUCUUCAGUUUGAAAAACUUUCCCCACAUGAUAUCCACUGUUUUCCUGGGUAUCAGGGCUCGAGUCUGAAAUUCUAGUAUUGUGACAGCCAGAGUGUCAUUAAAACAAUGUAAAGUCUGACCUGCAAUGGUGAGUUCCUGUGUUCUCAAUUUUUUUUCUAUAAAAGUUGUUUUGGAGGAUUUCUUUCAGAUUCUGGAAGAAAACUUUGAAAUGUUAGAUGAUGUUUCUGUAGUUUUUUCUUUUUUCUCACAGCUUCAGUAGAACAACAAUGUACAUGUGAAACAGUACAAAGGGAGAAGCAGCUCAUCCAUCUGUGUUUGGGAAUUGCAGCUCCAAAAUUGGACGAACUCUGUUUUCCCUUUACACCUAAACUUUUAAUGGAAGAUGGAUCCAGUUUUUUGUAGCAUUUUAUAACAUAUCCCCAUGUUUGACUGUCUGAAUUUCAUAGUUUUUUCUCUACCUCACUUUUUUGUAAGCUCAGAUGUUGAAGCUGAGAAAUGCUGUAGGGCUUUGUGCCAGCUGGAGUCUUUUUUAAAAGCAUGCUUUGUUUUUUCUGUGUUCUCAUUUAAAUUUUUUUAAAAUUAUUAUUAUUUUAAGGCUUUAAAUCAGACACUAACAGACUGUACAUGGUGUUUGAUAUGUACACAUAAAAGUCUUUAUAUAAAUAAAAUGAAAA